AUGUUUGAAGAAAGUGGAUUUGAGGUGUAUGAGAGUCGGAAAUCAUUUAUAAAAUAUGUAAAAUAUGUGCAAAUGGAAGAACAAAAAAGAGCUAAAAAUCAAAGGAUUGCUGUAGUCAAAUUAACUGAAAGGAUGUGUAAUAGAUACUGGAGUGUUAAAGAGAUGGGUGAUGUUAAAAGGUUGGUAGGUGUAAAAAUUUUUAUUGUAUAG
This is a messenger RNA of Cetraspora pellucida, 210 nucleotides long. NCBI's taxonomy places the organism in Eukaryota, Fungi, Glomeromycota, Glomeromycetes, Diversisporales, Gigasporaceae. The record is from the annotation of a GenBank genome assembly.